Messenger RNA from Capsicum annuum, 2342 nucleotides. RefSeq names its product ABSCISIC ACID-INSENSITIVE 5-like protein 2. The record is from RefSeq and is a predicted model, not a curated record. Gene Ontology annotation, molecular function: DNA-binding transcription factor activity. NCBI's taxonomy places the organism in Eukaryota, Viridiplantae, Streptophyta, Magnoliopsida, Solanales, Solanaceae. Gene Ontology annotation, biological process: positive regulation of DNA-templated transcription. Bases 900 to 1916 code for a protein of 338 amino acids. Gene Ontology annotation, cellular component: nucleus. The transcript has 3 exons.
CUUGUAAGGAAAAUGGAGGAAUAGACAAUUUAAUAAACAGGCUUUACCAUAUACUUAGCAUAUAAUAUAAAAAAAACUAAGGGCUAAGAUUUGUUUAAUUAAUUAAUUGCUAUUAUAUUAUAAUUUUCUAUUUGAAAGUUGUCUUGGAUUUCUCCAAUUUUUAUAUAGGGAGAAUAGAAUGUGGGUGUUUGCUUCUAUUCUCUCCCUGAGUUAAGAUUGAGCCUCAGGUUUUUGCAGCAUAAGCAUAUGGUUUUUGGGUUUUUUGUACUCUUAUGGAUGAUGAAUAUUGCACAGUUUUUGUUGCAUGCAAGCUAAUUUGAAUCUUUUCCCUUUUUGGACGUUUGGGUAUUUCCUCAUUUUCUUGGUAACACUGUUUAUGAAUCCCUAGCAUUUUCUUGAAUUUGAUCUGGGUGUUCUGUUUCUUGAUUUUUUGUUUUUGUGAAUCUGUUGAUGGGGUUUUUGUGAUUGUUAGUACAAGUGGUAAAAUGGGGUUUGAUGAAUCAUUGAGAUAUUAUAGACAUUAAAGAUUACAACUUUCGUUUCCUUUUGGGUAUUCUGGUUCUUGAUUUUUGUGUUUUUGAAUGUUGAUGGUGGCUUUAUGUGGGUAUUAGUAGAAGUGGGGAAAUGGGGUUUGAUUAUUUUUGUGUAAGAAAUGUGUUUUGAUGUGAAUCAUUGGGAUAUAGAUAUUGAAAGAUAAGAACUUUAAGUUUCUUUUGGGGUAUUCUUGUUUCUUGAUUUUUGUGUUUCUGAAUCUGUUGAUGGGGUUUUUGUGAUUGUUACUAGAAGUGGUGAAUGAGGCUUGAUUUUUGUGAAUCAUUGGGAUAUAGACAUUAAAGAUUGGAACUUUAGUUUGUUUAGGUGUGUGAAAUAUAAUUGAUUUAAGGGGUUGCUUAGUUGGGAUGGGAUCUCAAGGGGGUGGUGGGGUUAAUAGUGUUGGUGCAACACAAGCUCAAGACCCGAAAAUGAAUGCUUUGGCUAGGCAAGGAUCAUUAUAUAGUCUCACUCUUGAUGAGGUUCAGAAUCAAUUAGGGGAUUUGGGGAAGCCGUUGAGUAGUAUGAAUCUUGAUGAGCUUCUUAAGACUGUAUGGACUGCUGAGGCUAGUCAAGGAAUGGAGGGAACGGAUUACGGGGCGUUGCAGCAUGGUCAGGUUGCUUCGGGGAGUUCUUUGCAUCGACAAUCGAGCAUUACAUUGACUAGUGAUUUGAGCAAGAAGACUGUUGAUCAGGUGUGGCAGGAUAUUCAACAGGGGCAUAAAAGGGAUAAUAUCGAUAGGAAAGCUCAGGAGAGGAAGCCUACUCUUGGUGAGAUUACUUUGGAGGAUUUUCUGGUUAAGGCCGGAGUGGUAGCUGAGUCGAAUCCGGGGAAGAAAAGUUUAGGUUCGGUUUUAGGGGUUGAUUCAAUGGCAUUGCCACAACAGAGUGUUCAACAACAAGCUCAAUGGUCACAAUAUCAGAUUCAGGCAAUGCAUCAGAUACCGCCACAACAACAGCCACAACAGCAGAAUAUGCUGCCAGUUUUUAUGCCCAGCCAUCCGGUUCAACAACCUUUGACUAUUGUUCCGAACCCCACAAUUGAUGCAGCUUAUCCUGAAUCUCAGAUGACAAUGUCCCCAACUGAGCUGUUGGGCACUUUAUCGGAUACACAAACACUUGGAAGAAAAAGAGUUGCACCAGAGGAUGUGGUUGAGAAAACUGUUGAAAGGAGGCAGAAGAGGAUGAUUAAGAAUAGGGAAUCUGCAGCUAGGUCACGAGCAAGGAAGCAGGCUUACACCCAUGAACUGGAGAACAAGGUUUCACGCCUUGAAGAGGAGAAUGAAAGGCUCAAGAGACAGAAGGAGAUAGAGAAGGUGUUACCGAGUGUUCCACCUCCAGAGCCUAAGUAUCAGUUGCGCAGAACAAGCUCCGCCCCCUUCUAACAUCCAGUUUCAUGCACGAAUGAUGAAUAUGUAGAUGCAUAGUAUCCGUUAUGUCAUUGAAAUUUACGUUAGCUAGUCAUUGCCCGUUCAUCUCCUCGUUCGUGGUUAACAUCCUUGUUCAAGGAGACAACGCCCUGGAGGCCUCCGAUGGCAGCUCUUGUCGACUGCCCUUGUGACUACCUUGGCUGUCUCUACUUCUCUAGAUAAGUUUUGUUUUCCUUGUAUGUACAUUUUUAUAGUUUUAACCUUGGAAUUAUGCGGAGGACAUAGUUUUGGUAGUUUCUUUUCAGUUACUGUAAGCAUUUCCAGUAUGAAUGCUUUCUGUAGACAAGCGAAAACAAAGUUAUUGUAUGUUUCCAGUUGUCUUAAAACAACCAGGAGAGGGGUAAUCUUCUUCAUGGUUUCUACUAGGCUUGAAAUCCUCAA